CGCCCCUGUCUCCCAGCCCGCCCAUGUGGCCGUGUCGCAGGCAGCCGGGGGCGCUCCACCCCAGCCACCUCAGCCCGCGGCCGCCGCCCCUCAGGGGGCCCCGCCACCGAACGUGGGGACGCUGGUCAACGGGAACCUUGGGCCGCUGCCCGAGAGCUGGGAGCAGGCCGUCACCCCCGAGGGAGAGGUCUACUUCAUCAACCACGACGACAAGUCCACGUCCUGGUUUGACCCCAGGCUCCCUCGACGCCUGCAGACACCAGCUUCGUUAAACGGCGUGCAGCCCCCACAGCACUCCCAAGCAACCUCCCAGAGUGCCAGUGGUGCAGCACCGACACAGCCAACGCAAGUGAGCCACCAGUUGCCUCCUCUUGCCUCCACCGUCAGCACUUCAGCAGCAGCACUUCUUUCCAGGCAUCAGACGCUACGGCUACAGCGCCUUCAGGUUGAGCACGAGAGACUGAGGCUUCGUCAGCAAGAGAUUAUCAAAAAAGAACAGUCAUUGCAAAUGAGUCUGCAAGAAGAAGCAAGACAGCAGCAGGUGGUAGUGAGCUGGUGCUGACCUCUGCUGGCCUGACUUUACCCUCGGCCCCGCAGACAGUGACUCCUGUGACCAGCGUGGUCACCACAGCUGCUGACACCUUCAUCACUACCACAGACAUCCACACGCGGCAGGAGUCAGCAGAUAGUGGACUAGGCCUGGGGACCAAUUACUCCCUCCCUCAUACUCCCGAGGAUUUCCUGGCAUCAAUGGAGGAUGUUGAGAUCACACCUGAUGUUGAGAUGAAGACCUCACCAGCGAACAAUAUCCUCGAGGCUCCUGAGUUGGAAUCCAUGGACUCUGAGGACCUUGUGCCGUCAAUACAGCUUAAUGAUGACCUGUCCACGGAUUUCUUAAACGACAUGUUGGAGCCCUCCAAAAUAGAUAAUCUCCAUACGUGGCUGUAAAUUAAGAAACAUAAUAUAUAAAAAUACGUAAAAGUAGCUCAUGCUUCAUUAGUGGUGAAAAGACUGAUGCCUGGGGACAAUUAGCAUUAAUUAAAUAUAGUCAGUUGGUUUCUUUGUUUCCUGGUGGCAUAGAAUGUACCUCUUAAAGCUGGAAUAGGCUAAAAGGUAUCUUAGUGUUGAUAGAAAGAAAAAAGUAUACCCCAUUUGGGCUUUUGUAUAUAAAAGGCUUGUAUGGGAAGUAAUACAAGAGAAAUGGCCAGGUUACAAAUUCCAAAAUUUAAUAUUUUCAGUACCUCACAGGUGUGUGGGUCAGUGUUGUGCAAGGAUGUUGAAGUGCUGAAAUCAUGUAGGUAGAAAAUAUUAGAAACAUGAAUGUUCAGUGAGUAAUGGUACAAUGAAAAGGCAGCCUUAAUGUAAGAGUGUGCAUGUGAAUUUGUGAUGGAUGCAGGAAGUACCAAAAAUUGGGCUGUGUUCUGCAACCCAAUUGCUCAUGAAUACCUGUGAGGGAAUAUUCGCCACAAAAAACCAGGCUGUGUGGGUUUCCUGCAUAGUUCCGAUACUAUGGGGAAAGCUGCGUGUGUGUGUGUGACGAAAUCCACAGAACAGUGAUAGGGGGAAGCUUCAGAGAUAGACUGUUUUGUGAGAGUCUUAGGCAAUGAUCCCCAUUCUGUAUGUGAUGGUUCAGUGCCUCUUGACUACCAAGUUAUACUCUGUUUCAGUGGAGAGUUCUCAAUGGUGGAAACCUCCCGAAUCGUAGGUUUAAGUUCCAUUUUGUGAAUACCUUUUUGUGGAUUCAUGACGUGCAUUUAGGACUCUUUUUAAUGUACUUGGAGGUCUAUCUCAUGCCUCUGUCCUCUCCAUAUAUAUAGCAAGUGAUUCACUACCAAUCUUACCGUCCAAUUCUGCCUUGAUCAAUGGAAUAUUGCCGGAAUUACUCUUGUUACAGAAUAACUAUAUUUAUUAAUGAUAGGUGAUAUUCAUGUAAAUAGUGUAUGAGGUUAUGUUCUUCUUUAAGAAUUACUCACUAUCUUGGCAUUAAAUAUUUUUAGAUGACAGAGGCAGCUGUUUAACCAAUAGAAACAAAAAUGUUGGUCCCAAAAUGAAUGGGAAUAUGAUGAUCAUUGUUUACAAUGCACUCAGUGCUCCUUUUUAAUUUUCGAGACCAUGGAGCAGUCUGGCUGUUAUGCUCCUUACAUCUGUGGCUACCCUAGUUCCUGUAGUGUGAAUAUGUAAAGCAAAGGCUUGUGACCAUGUAUAGCCACAUAUGUUAUCUUUACUGGGUUGAUAUUUUAAUAUGUUGACAGAGCCAACCCUGAAAAGUAUGGAUUUGAUGGUUAUAUGUUGUGACAAACGCAAACAAACGUAUUGCUCUUAUCACUUCUCCCCUCCCAGUGAUUGAUAUGACCUUGCCUGUAGAAGUACAUGAGAUCUCUGUUGCAACACAUAUGUUGUUAAUGAAGUUAUAGACGUCUCACUAAACAUAGUAAGAUGUUAGUAGAAGUUGUGUUGCCACUGAGAAAUAAGUUUGUGCUUUGAGUCUUUUAAGAAAAAAAAUCUUUUGAUUCUUGUUCUCUGAAAUUCAGUGCAUUGAUUGUUAUAUUCUUGAUAAGUAUUUUUGGUGCCUUAAAGAAAUAUUGUGCCUUGUGCAAAUGGCAGUAUGUGGUUGGUUAGUUGGAGCAGGAACUAAGGUGUUAGCCAGUCGAGUUUUCCAGCCUUAGUUAACCACACCGUUCAUGUACUUAAAACAAUGACCAUGGUUUAAACUAGGUCAAUCAGUCCUUAAACUAGCAUUCUUCAUAGUUCACCAAUCCCUAUUAUUAAUGUGACGUGGGUGGUCUCUGUAUCUAUUGCGCAGGCACCUCUGCCUUGCGAUUGUGCCAGUUGUUGCUAAAGGGAUGGUCUCCCAAAUGGAAAUGGGAUAAAUUUUUGUACUGAAAAUAUACCAUGUCCUCUCUGUAUCCCCCAUAGCCCUCUGGUCACGUCAUCAGUAUUUCUAAUCCCCCACAUCCAUCCGCAGUCUGCUCAAGUGAUUUAUUGGACGUCCCAAGUGCCUUUGUCUGCAGCUGUUUAGUGGCCGUUCAGCUCCUCCCUGGGUCAUUAAACUGGUCAAAGGUCGUGACCCAGGUCGUUAGAGGUCACUUUGGCAGCUCUCAUGCCACUGAUAAGUUGUGGCAUUAGGUUAAGGUUCAUGUUAUAUGUUAAGGAUGAGUAAACACCAAGAGUUUACCACACGCUUGGUGAUUGCUCCGGCUCCAGUAGACAUGAAUUUUUACUUAUAUCAGGAAAUGUACAUGUUCAUUUUUUUAUGUUCAUAGUAUGGUGUCUUUUGUGAUAUACAUCUAGCAUGCAAUGUUGUUUUUAGUUUUUGUCUUAUAGUGGCCAUAUUUGUUAGUUUUACAAUGAGUAGUUAGACACUCAGCGGCAAGGCUCUUGUUUUUCAAUCUUUUAAUGUGGUGAAGGGUUCCUAGUGUAGAUUAAAAGAAAAAAUAUCACAGCUACCAAUAUUAUAUUCAUAUCAAACUUUCUUAGAAGAAUAAUCCAAUGGUAAAGUUUUAUACUAAUAGAAUUAAGGUUAUAGCCCAAGUGUUGACUUGUCUUUUUUUACGGUUAAUUUGGGCUGCGUCCUUCCCAACCUUUCUUGCACAAGUUUGUGAAGCUCAGUUGCCCUACAUACCUUGAGUGAGCAAUGUAAGGAGUAUUUGCACUCCAUACAAGAUUGAUAGAGGGGACUGCCUGCCUUACCCUAGAAAACCUGGUUCAGUUUCACUAUAUUUUGACUGGGAAAUGAACCUGAACUGUAAGGCAAACCUCCUCUGAUCUUGACCACAGUUCUCGCUACAUUGCUUCAAUCAGAGGUCUUGUCUUUCCAUGAUCCUAGGGAUGCUGAUUUCACAGACUGACACUUAUCAAUGUUGCCUUGCUUUGUAAGGUCCUGUUGAAGUCCCAACAAUAAUUUUUCAUUGUACAGUCUAUAUGGGACUAAUAUGGGAAAUAACCAAUGUAAUGGGGAAAGGUAGCAAGCCUUGACAGCUGAAGCAUGCAAGAUUUUUAAAGGACAUUUCAAGCUGCUCACCCACUCCUUGUCUCGUCUUAUCAGCACACCGCCAUAUACAUCAACCCCCCUGGCUAGAAAUGGCUUUAAGAUAAUCUGCAUAGCAAUGCUGUAUUCUUGCUCCACCCCUCAACUAUGGUAUUAGCUUAUAGCUCACAGAUCACAAUGAAAUUUUUGCAGUUCAGGCAGAAAAAAGGAAAGUUAGCAUAGGGACAUUCACAUGAAAGAUGAACUUCGUGUGAACUAUAGGUUGGUUAUAAAUAUCCUGGGAUUGCCCUCAACUUAAACAUGCAGGUUGCUGCUAACAAAUAUGACUCCCAAGCUUAUUGAUAUCAGUAAGCGCAUGAUUUGCCAUAAUAAUGAUGGCAGAAGUGCCACAUCAAACAAUUUUCCCUUUUUUUGCCACAAUUGUGAAUACCGCCCAAGUGCUUAUGACGCAAGUGGGGGUGAUGGAAGGUCAUCCAAAACCCCAUGAAAUUAAGUGUAUGCUGAAGCAAUGUAAAUAAAUUUUAUCUUCAAAUAA
Penaeus monodon (black tiger shrimp) is the source of this 4523-nucleotide messenger RNA. RefSeq names its product transcriptional coactivator YAP1-like. Lineage: Eukaryota; Metazoa; Arthropoda; Malacostraca; Decapoda; Penaeidae. Gene Ontology annotation, cellular component: cytoplasm; nucleus. Gene Ontology annotation, biological process: hippo signaling; positive regulation of transcription by RNA polymerase II. Gene Ontology annotation, molecular function: transcription coactivator activity; protein binding. The record is from RefSeq and is a predicted model, not a curated record.